AGGCGCAGCGGCAGCGCGAAGGGGCUACGCGGGAGCCGCCUCCGCGGCGCGGCCCGGCAAGUGAAAGCGAAAGAGGCGGCCCGGCGGCGCUGGAGGAAGAGGAGGAGAAGGGAAGGACCGGCCGCCGCCGCGCGUCCCGCCUGUGCCCCCGCCUUGCCGAGCAGCAGCAACCGCGGUGCUUCUGCGGCGGCCAUGGGCGAGCCCCGCGGCGGCCUCUCCUGAGCAGGUGUUUUGCCCAACAGGAAGAAGCAGCAGGGACUUGGAGCUUCCUCCAGUGUCGCUGCCAGAAGCCUUAGCCAAUCAAAUGCACCCUGACAAUAAACUGACCAAUCAUGGAAAGACAGGUAACAGCAGUGCCCAGCCCCAGCACCAUAAUGUGAGCCAAAGCCCCACCUGCAACCUGGGCACGAAGGGCGUGGGGGCAGGGAAUCAUGGUGGCAAAGCCAGCCAGCAAACUCCUGGCAACUCUGGACUGAAAACCAGCCAGCCUCCUGUGCCCGUCUUUGGGGCCUUGAAGGGCAAAGUGAAGCGAGAGCGGAGUGUCUCCGUGGACUCCGGAGAGCAGCGGCAGGAAGCCACCACUACCUCACUGGACAAGGAGCUGAAAGGCGAAGUGGCCCCUCGGAGCAAGCGGCGCUGCGUGCUGGAAAGGAAGCAGCCCUACAGUGGGGACGAGUGGUGCUCUGGACCAGACAGCGAGGAGGAAGAGGAGAAGCCUCUCAGCAGCGCCCACAAUUGUAAUGCAGCGGAGUCGGCAAUGACCGCGGCCUCGCAGCUGGGCCCGGGACCCAAUCCGCUGCCAGCCUUGAGCGAGAGCAACGCAUCCGGCACGCCCCAUGGAGCAACCCCCGGCCUGAGGUCGGACACCAGGAACAGUGGCGGGAAGCAGCCGUUGCAGUUCGUUUAUGUCUUCACGACGCACCUCGCUAACACGGCGGCAGAAGCUGUACUUCAAGGCCGAGCGGACUCCAUCCUGGGCUACCACCAGCAGCAUGUGCCCCGGGCCAAGUUGGAUCAGGUGCCCAUCCCAAAGAUACAAGCCACUCCCGAGCCGCUGCCCAUCAACCCGUCUCCUGCAAGCACCCCGCAGUCCCAGCCCGCCGUGCCCCCGAGCAGCCAAGCCCAGGGCCAGCCUCCGACCUCCGCACCACCGCCACCCCAGCCUCCGGCACCCCCACCACUGGGUCUGGGCCAAGGACCGCUCCCUACGGCUGGCCCCCUCCCACAGGAGGGGGCUCCCGAGGAUGCCCGCCGGGACCUGACCCCCAACUCUGUGGGGAACGGCAGCAGCAGCAGCACCGCCCCCAGCGGCACCCAUCCCAACACGCCCACCGCCCCCAACUCCUUGCCUGCUGGGCCUGCAGAUGGAUUGAUGGGUGAAGGGGCCAAUGCCGGGCCCCCCUCGGCGGGGAACGGGCCCCGCAACGCCCUCAACACGGAGGGCCUCUCCAAGGAGCAGCUGGAGCACCGCGAGCGUUCUCUGCAGACCCUGCGGGACAUCGAGCGCCUGCUCUUGCGCAGCAGUGAGGCAGAGCCCUUCCUCAAGGGGAGCCCCGGGGCUGGCGAGGGGGGCGUCCUGCCUCCCCAGGCCCCUCCACCGCAGGCCCCCCAGGCCCCUCCCCCUGGGGCCGCUGGCAUGAAGAAAUACGAGGAGCCCUUGCAGUCCAUGAUCUCGCAGACUCAGAGCCUGGGGGGCCCCAGCCUGGAGCAGGAGGGACCUGUUCCCUCCGGAGUGGACAUGGGGCAGCAGAUGAACAUGAUGAUGCAGCGGCUGGGCCAGGACAGCCUGACGCCCGAGCAGGUGGCCUGGCGGAAGCUGCAGGAGGAGUACUACGAGGAAAAGCGGCGCAAGGAGGAGCAGGUGGGCAUGCACGGCGGGCGGCCGCUGCAGGACAUGAUGCUGCCCCAGCCCAUGGGCACCAUGAUGCUGCGGGGGCCUCCACCGCCCUACCACAGCAAGCCCGGCGAGCAGUGGCUGCUGCGGGGUGUGCCCAUGGAUAUGCCCGAGCAGAUGCAGCUGCGGCCGUCCUUCGCUGGGCCGCGAUUCCCUGGGAACCAGAUGCAGAGGGGCUUCGGGGGCAUCCCGAACCUGCCCCUCGAGUCGCUGGGCCCCAUGGGCAGCGUGCAGCGCCCCCCAAGGCCCGGCAUGGCCUGGAACGAGGACAUGCCCAUGGCGGGGCCUGGCAACUUCGCCCCCGGGAACCUGCCCUACCUGCCGGGACAGGGCGAGCCGGAGCGCUUUGUGACGCCGCGGGCUCGCGAGGAGAUGCUGCGGCACCACCUGGAGAAGCGUCAGGGGGCGAUGCAGCGGCCCCUGGGCAUGGAGAUGGAGCGCAUGAUGCAGGCGCACCGGCAGGUGGAACCGGCCAUGUUUGCCGGGGAGGGGCUGGGCAUGGAAUUUGGGGGCUCUCGGGCCAUGCUGAGCCCGCCGCUGCGGGACAUGGAGCAGGCGCUGGGCCCCGGCAACCUCAACAUGAACAUGAACGUCAACAUGAACAUGAACAUGAACUUGAACGUGCAGAUGACGCCUCAGCAGCAGCAGAUGCUGAUGUCGCAGAAGAUGCGCGGUCCCGAGAUGAUGCCCUCCGAGGAAAUGGCUCGGCUGCGUGCCCCCAACGGCACUGCAGCCAUGAUGGGGGGCCCCCCGAAAAUGAUGAUGGGCUCGCCGUUCCCCAGUCAGGGGCAGCAGCAGCCUCCACCACCACCACCUCCACAGCAGCAGCAACAAGGCUUCCCAGGCAUGCAGGGCCCGUACCCUGCUGUGCCACAGGAGAUGAGCAACACCACAGACAUGUUUGGCCCCGAGCAGGGGGGCAUGGGCAGCACCACGCGGCUCAGCCACAUCCCCCUGCCCCCCACCACCAGUGCCCCGUCCACAAACAUGCACCAGGCACCCGUCAGAGGCCUGGGCCGCCGCCCUUCCGACCUGGCCCUCAACAUGGGGCAGAUGAACUCUCCCAGCGUGGGCCGCCUCAAGUCUCCAACGCUCAGCCAAGUUCAUUCCCCGCUGGGCACCUCCCCUUCCGCCAACCUCAAGUCCCCGCAGACGCCCUCCGCCAUGGUCAACCUGCCCGCCGCCAGUGCCACCAGCGCCCCACUCAAGUCCCCGCAGGUUCUCAGCUCUGUGCUCAACGUCCGAUCCCCGACCAGCUCCCCUGGCCACCUCAAAUCCCCGUCCAUGGCCGUCUCUUCUCCAGGGUGGGCGCCGUCGCCCAAAAACGCCCUUUCCAGCCCUGGCAUUGGGCAGAACAAGCCAGCCCUUGGAAUGAGCAACUCUGCACCCCUGGGCAGCAUCGAGCAAGAUCCACCCCCGUCCCAGAACCCCUUGUCACUCAUGAUGUCCCAGAUGUCCAAGUACGCCAUGCCCAGCUCUACCCCUCUCUACCACAACGCCAUCAAGACCAUCGCCACCUCGGACGAUGAAAUGAUGCCCGACCGGCCGAUGCUUCCGCCAGGUGCCAUGUCUGGCAUGGGUGGGAACCAGCCCAACCAGAUGCACAUGAACUCCGUGGGGCCAGCUCCUGCUCAGAGCCCCAUGGGGAUGAACCUGCCGGGGCAGCAGCCACUCUCGCACGAGCCCUCAAUGUCUUCGCCAAGCCCCCUGGGCGCCAACAUUCCCAUGCACAGCGGUGCGCCCCCCCAGAACCCAAUGAUGCUGCCCCCCAAUGCCCAGAACUCCCUGAACCAGCCCUGCGGCCCUUCCGGACAGCUGAUCUUCCCCCCACGGCUCCAGCAGCCCCCUUCGAAUGGGGGAAAUAUGCCCAUGGCUUCCGGGGGCGGCGGUGUCCAGCAACACUAUCCGCCAGGCUUGGGACUGCCCCCGGAGGAGCUGCCCCCACCACAGCCAGGGCAAAUUCCGCCGCCGCAGCAGCAACGCAUGGCCGGGAGGAUGCCACCGGAGCCCUACCCAUCGGUGCUUCCUGGUGUGGCUUCGGUCCUCAACGACCCGGAGCUGAGCGACGUGAUCCGCCCCACGCCCACCGGCAUCCCCGAAUUCGACUUGUCGCGCAUCAUCCCGUCCGAGAAGCCCAGCAGCACGCUGCAGUACUUCCCCAAGGGUGAGGGGCCGGGGCCCAAGGCACAGCCGCCCUCCAACCUGCACCUCAUGAACUUGCAGAACAUGAUGGCAGAGCAGGCCCCGGCCCGGCCCGGCCCUCCGGGCAUGCAGCGUGGGAUGGCCAUGUGCCACCCGGGACAGGUGCCCCCCGUGCUGGGCAGGACAGGCCUGGGGCCCCAGCAAGCCAUGAUGAGCAACAGCAUGCACCAGGGCAUGAUGUUGCCCCAGCAGCAGAACCUCCUCGCCCAGCAGAACUUCCUGCUCAUGCAGGCCAAGCAGCGCAGCAUGUCCGUCUCGGGGGAGAUGUAUGCGCAGCCGGGUCACAUGAUCUCUCCGCAAGGCUCGCUCAUGGGCCCCCCACCCCAGCAGAACCUCAUGGUCUCACACCCCAUGCGGCAGCGCAGCGUCUCCCUGGACGGUCAGAUGAGCUAUGGCCCAGGAGCGGGCGGCAUGGCCAACCUGCCCUUCUGAGGCUGGCAGCGGGGCACCUCCUGGUGCAGCCAUGCUGAUGCCAGCCCCUGUCUCUGCCCUGGCACAGAGUUUGGUUUGGAUCUUUCCUCUGAGUGUGAAUUUCUUUCUUUCUCGGUUUCUCUCUCUCUCUCUCUCUCUCUCUCUCUCUCUCUCUCUCUCUCUCUUUCUCUCUCUCUCUUUUUUUAAGUAACCAAAAUGUGCAAGAGGGUUUGGAACAGCUGUAAAUAGGUUGGGGGGAAGCAGCAGCAGAAGCAGCAGCAAAGAUUUGCUGGCUUGGAAUUGUUUGUAUUUCUGUGUUUUAAUAGAAGCCUCAAAACCUGUUUUUUUGGAAGAAACAAAUGAAAAUACAACCCAUUGACAAAGUUCGACUCAUUGUGGAGUGGAAAUCCCGAGCUCGAGGGCCCAGAUGCAGGUUCCACCAGCUGAUUCUCUCUGCUAGGUGCCAGCUAGUCAGGUGAUGCAGUGGCCCUCUGCGUACUCUGGCAGAAUGCCUCUUCCCCCUUCCCCCUUUCCCCUUUUCCCUAUGUGAGGGAAGGACGUCCUUUGGCUUGUAUGGUUUUGGUCCAGUCUAGCCAUGCUGUCAGCCCAGCAGCUCUACUCUGGGUCACUACUUUGGCACACAACCAUAUAUUCCCCCCCCCCCCCAGAACUCCGCACAAGACGUUGGUCCCCUAGCAGUUUGGGAGCAGGUUGGAUGUCUGCCUCUCUUCUCUCUCAUGUGUGCAGUCAUAGCAUUUGGAAAUGAAUGUCCCUCUUCUACACACACACACACACACACACACAGCCAGAAUGGGAAACGUAACUUAAAUGUUGGCCACCUCCUCCCAUAAGCAUCUCACGUUUAGCACCCCCUUCUUCCACGGUUUCCCCUCCAAGGCUCCUGAUUUGCAUCCGUAAGAUGGGAGAACAGAAAUGCCAGCAUUCCCAUCUUAUUUUGCCCUGUUGAAGUUGCCACAUACCUUCUCUCACAGGUCGAGCAACCCUUUGCCCUGGUGCAUCUCUUCCUGUCCCCUGCCCCCUCCCUCAAAAAAACCCACCUCUAUACACAUAUGUCACAUAAUGAGAGCAAAGUGGGGGGACAUCAUAGUAAUUGUGAUUCAAUCCAUGUCAAACGAAAGUUUCAUUGAUCUCCUUUACUUGAUUUGGCUUGAAUCGUAGAAACGAGCCAGUUGAAUGAAUGGGGACUAAAAGCUGGCUUUGCCAGAGCUCUGAAUCAGAAUGUUUGAAAAGCCCCGUCUGCACUUUUGGACUGUUCUGGAUUGAAAUAUUUGCAUACAGAAAAAGUGAGCAGCUUGGUGACUAAAAGCAAAUAUAAUGCAGAUCUCUGAUACAACAAAGUUCUAGGCAUCUAGUAUUAAGAAGUGGGUGCUCCCCACAUCUCCCCACCCACCACAUGCUCUUCUGUGCUUGUUCCAGCGCUGCACACACCUCGGUAGCAUUAAAUCUGUUUUUGCUUGAGAAAGGCCUUGUUCCUUCCCCACCAAGCCUCUAUUGCAAACACCAUCACCAGCUGGGUGGUACCAAGAUGGCACCAGGACCUGCAAGCUUGCUAUUGCUCACAAGGAUGACAUUUCCAUGCCCUUUAGGGCGUGCCACGUAAUAAAGCCAAAAAUACCUGCCCCAUUUUAAAUUCCAUCUGGCCCUUUGAAAGGUGUGCGGUACUCCUUGUGGAACGUGUGGAGAUAUCUUCAUCCUCCCGCUGGCAGCGAAGAUGACGUGGGAGGCAUCUAAUGUGUUCUGCACUCAAAACAGAUCAGUGAGAGGGGUAGAGAAGUGAGGGAAGGGGAAGCGGGGAGUCAGUUGUCCUGAAAAUCAAAGGGAAAUGUUCCUGGUUUGCGUAUUUGCCCUUGUGGCUGUUGCCCCAGCUGAAGCCUGCGAUCCUGAUCCUCUGUGGCAGUCACACCUGCCAAGUGUAUCACCUUCUUCCAAUCUGCUGCGUCUGGUUCAUCAGCAAUAUGGUGGUCCUGGGCCCCUUGCCACACAGUCAUUCGCAUAGCCCUUUGCUCCCUCUCUGCCUCACCUUGCGCUGUGAACGUUGUCCAGUCUUGUGUCUUGUGCUUUCUUGCUCAGCUCCCCAGCGUGAGCGGUGUCUGCUGAAAGUCUGCCCUGUUCUCCUCUGUCUCUUGCCACAACCUGUCCAUUUCCCGUUCUCAACACACACACACACACACACACACACCUGACCCAAGCGAUGCAAUUUCAAGCAAUCCAGAAUGCCCACAACGGAUGUGUUUGUGCCCAGGUAAUGGGGACUGGCCCGCUCUCUUGUCAUCCCAGGUGGGGAGGGGGAAGGCCCCUCUCCCUCCACCCAUGCAUUUUGUACCAUUCUAUAAAUAUAUAUAUAUAUAAAUAUAAAUAUAUAAAUACAAUAUGUGAAGACAUCUUAUUGGUUUUUAUUUUGAAAUGAUUUCUAGGCUUGUUUUUGGGUAUCUGUGCUGCCUGUAACGUAUUGAUUGACCUGUUUUAUAGGUGCCUUUUUAUUAAAAAGACAUUUCAAAACUCG
Lacerta agilis (Sand lizard) is the source of this 7031-nucleotide messenger RNA. RefSeq names its product BCL9 like (gene BCL9L). The record is from RefSeq and is a predicted model, not a curated record. Gene Ontology annotation, cellular component: beta-catenin-TCF complex. Gene Ontology annotation, molecular function: beta-catenin binding; transcription coactivator activity. Gene Ontology annotation, biological process: canonical Wnt signaling pathway; positive regulation of transcription by RNA polymerase II; negative regulation of transforming growth factor beta receptor signaling pathway. The transcript is spliced from 8 exons. Bases 305 to 4528 code for a protein of 1407 amino acids. NCBI's taxonomy places the organism in Eukaryota, Metazoa, Chordata, Lepidosauria, Squamata, Lacertidae.